AUGUUCUUUGCCAAUAGUUUUGUUGAAACGGACCGACGAGCGUCGACCACCGAAGAGAAUGAUAUUCUUUGUGAGCUUUUGCUGGAUAAUGAUUUUGUGUCACCACGACAGUUCCAGUCCGCACCAGGAAAGAUGUUUGAAGAAUAUAGUGAAAGCAGUAAUGUAGCUACAACACCAGGAAUUUCAAAGCGCAGCAACCCACAAGUAGGCGUGUCGUUUCCACAACUUUGCUUCGACAACUCGCCUCGAUUGACACGUUUGCAACCUUUGUCCAGUCGUAGCUGUGCAACCUUUCACUCACACCAAUCGGCUUCUGCCGUCAACGCAAUCAUCUCUCCACCGCGCGUAUUCGUGCAGGACUUUGCUCGUCUUCCUCAACCGUUUUUUCAUGACAACUUGUCAAUUGAUUCAGACAUUUCGUCAAGCAAUGAACGGAAACAACUGCGUUGCACGCACCCGGACUGCCCAAAUCUUCGUCGGUCAGCAGGGUUCUGCAAUCGACAUAGUGGCAAGGUGUGCAGUAUGUCUGAUUGCAACAAGUCUGCGCUCAGUCGAGGAAAAUGCCCUGAGCACGGUGGUGGCUCGCGCUGCAAGAAAGAUGGAUGCUCCAAGUUUGCCCAGACUCGCGGACUGUGCAAAUCUCAUGGCGGCGGUCGGCAGUGCAAUAUCAGUGGCUGCACCAAGAAUGCACACCAGAAUCGAUUAUGCCGUUCGCACGGUGGUGGCAAGCGUUGUGACUACUUUGGUUGUCCUAAGUGGGCGCAACGUUCAGGGUUUUGCUGCGCCCACACCAAAAUGAGUACUAAUGGCAUUUCACCACCAAGUGGCGACUCCCAACGUUCUCACUCCAAUAUGCCAACGCUAGUCACGUCGUCACCAACUUCAUCUUUCUCUAUGCUUCCCGUUCCUUUGCCGUCGCCGACGUUGUUGUCUCCGCAUCGUCUUUUUUCCUUGUUCCCGUAA
Molecule: messenger RNA, 963 nt
Organism: Peronospora belbahrii
Lineage: Eukaryota; Oomycota; Peronosporomycetes; Peronosporales; Peronosporaceae
Source: the annotation of a GenBank genome assembly